AUGUCAAAUUCUCGCCGUAUUGACAACAACACUUUUGGCGAUAAUGCCACGAUCCAUCAAGGCGAUAUUAACAAUGUGCACAACUACCCCCAGGAACGACGAGAAACUCCACCACCGCUUUCUCAGUUGAUCCCUUUUCCUCGUGACCCCGAUUUCGUCAACCGAGGAGACAUGCUCGACAAAAUUUCUGCGCACUGCUUGGAGCCCGCCGGUCGAGUGGCGCUCGUGGGGCUUGGUGGUGUUGGAAAAUCGCAGCUGGCCAUUGAAUUCGCCCACAGAUUCGCCGACAAGCAUAAGAAUAUCUGGGUGUUCUGGAUUCAUGCAGCUACACAGGAGCGUGUUCAAGAAGGCUUCAGGUUGAUUGCCGACGCCGUUAAAUUGCCUGAGCGGAAGCAACCCCAGGCUGAUAUACCGCUUCUUGUAAAAAAUUGGCUAUCCAUCGAACACAAUGGUCGGUGGAUUAUCAUCCUUGAUAGUGCCGAUGAAACCGAGGUACUCUAUAGCGCAAGUGAAAGUGUCCAUGACAAGCGGUCAUUAGCGGCAUACAUUCCCAAGAGUCGAAACGGAGCUAUCGUCCUUACCACGCGCAAUAGAAGCCUUGCUUCCAAACUGACUGGGGGACACAAGCAUAUAAUUGACGUCGAUACAAUGUCAGAGGCGGAUGCACUUACAUUGUUAGAGAGGAAGAUGGGAUCACCUUUGUUGCCUUCGGAGGCAAGUUUGGCGGAAGAUCUGGUGAAAGCAUUGGAAUGUAUACCCCUGGCUAUUGGCCAGGCCGCUGCCUAUAUACAAGCGAGAAGGCCGCGAAGUUCGAUUGAGAAAUAUCUCGCCGAGUUUCGAAAGAGCGAACGAGAAAGCGUGAAACUUUUAAAGUAUGAAGCAAACGAUAUAGGGCGGGACGAGGAGACAUCGAACACAGUCCUCAGAACAUGGGCAAUCUCAUUCGACCAUAUUCGCUCGCAGCAACGUUCUGCGGCAGAUCUUCUAUCGCUCAUGAGUUUCUUCGAUCGACAAGGCAUUCCAGAGUGGGUGCUCAACCAUCCCACGAUGCAAAGCAACAAUCUGGAUGAGACUGAAAAAUCAGAAUCCGACGCUGGCGAAGAUUCUGAUAAUGAUAUCAGUAGCAGUUUUGAAGAAGACAUAUUGGUUCUGAGGAACUACUGCCUUAUCGCUGUGAAUGAAGAAGGGAAUAAGUUUGAGAUGCACAGACUCGUACAACUCUCAAUAAAAAGUUGGCUGAAAGCUUUUGGACUACAAGAGACGUUCAUGCAGCAGUACAUUACGCGGAUAGCAGCGUCAUUCCCAACAACAAAAUAUGAGAACUGGGCGAUUUGUCGGGACCUCUUUGCACAUGUUCAGGUGGCCCUUGAUUAUCGACCGAAUGAGGAUACCCUCGAAGAUUGGGUGAUUCUGUGUUAUAAGGGAGGAAAGUAUGCGCGUCGCCAAGGGAAAUAUAAUCUUGCAGAGCAAAUGGCGAGGAAGUCUAAGAAGGUGUGCGAGAAGAAAUUUGGAAAGGAUGACGCUCUAAUGUUACAAAGUAUAUGGUCAUUGGCAUCAAUAAUAUCAGAGCAAGGCCGUUGGAAUGAAGGUGAAGAGCUACAUGUGCAAUUGGUGGAAAGUUACACGGCCAAAUUUGGAGCCGAUCAUCCAGAUACGCUCAGAAUCAUGGGCGACCUUGCAAUUAUAUAUUGGAAUCAACGCCGAUGGGAUGAUGCUGAAGAGCUAGAGGUGAAAGUACUAGAGGCUCGCAAGAAUACGCUUGGGACCGACCAUCCAUAUACCCUGCACAGCAUGAACAGUCUUGCAUCGACAUACAGGAAGCAAGGCCGAUUAAAUGAAGCUGAGAAGCUGCUGGUGCAAGUAACAGAGGCCUACAAGAAUACCCUUGGAAUCGAUCAUCCAUAUACGCUUGAAGGUAUGCAAGAGCUUGAAUCAACAUAUAGGAAUCAAGGCCGAUGGGAUGAAGCUGAAGAGCUAGGGAUGCAAGUAGUAGAGGCUCGCAAGAAUAUGUUUGGAGCCGACCAUCCAUAUACCCUGCAGAGUAUGGGCAAUCUCGCAUUAACAUAUUAUAAACAAGGCAGAUGGGAAGAAGCUGAGAAGCUAGAAGUGCAAGUGAUGAAGGCUCUCAAGAUGAACCUGGGAGCCGACCAUCCAGACACACUGAGCGGCAUGAAUAAUCUCGCAAUUACCUGGAAGAAGCAAGGCGUGCAGCAUCCAGUUACCUUGGGCUCUUCAAAAUGGCUAGAAAUAUGGAGCAAUGAUAGAGAAUAA
Trichoderma breve is the source of this 2271-nucleotide messenger RNA. RefSeq names its product tetratricopeptide repeat domain-containing protein. Lineage: Eukaryota; Fungi; Ascomycota; Sordariomycetes; Hypocreales; Hypocreaceae. The record is from RefSeq and is a predicted model, not a curated record. Gene Ontology annotation, molecular function: protein binding; ADP binding. The transcript has 3 exons. Bases 1 to 2271 code for a protein of 756 amino acids.